AUGGUGCUUCAUCAGUAUGAUUACAUCUUUGCCAUAGGCACCAUCUUUUCGUUCCUCGAUGCCUGGAACAUCGGUGCCAACGAUGUCGCCAACUCAUGGGCCACGUCGGUCUCGUCCCGAUCCAUCAGCUACAUCCAAGCCAUGACCCUCGGUUCCAUCCUCGAAUUUGCCGGCUCCGUCGGUGUCGGCGCCCGUGUCGCAGACACUAUCCGCACUAAGGUCGUCGACAUUGACCAGUUCGAGUCCGACCCUGCUCUCCUCAUGCUCGGCAUGAUGUGCGCCAUCGUCUCCUCCUCGCUGUACCUCACCUUCUGUACCAAGAUUGGUCUUCCCGUCUCCACGACUCACUCCAUCAUGGGUGGUGUUAUCGGCAUGGGUAUUGCGCUAGUCGGUGUUGAUGGUAUUCACUGGGCUGAGUUCGACAAGGGUAUUAGCUCUGGUGUCGUUUCGGUCUUUCUCGCCUGGAUCAUUGCUCCUGGUCUGUCGGGUGCUUUUGCUGCUGUCAUUUUCCUUAUCACCAAGUAUGGUGUUAUGUUGCGAAGCAAGCCCGUCUGGAAGGGUCUUUUCCUUACUCCUGUUUACUUCGGCAUCACUGCUUCUCUCCUCACUAUGCUUAUCGUCUGGAAGGGCGGUAGCAUUAAGGUUGACUUUAACGACGCUGAGACCGCUGGUAUGAUCAUCGGUGUCGGUGCCGCUUGGGCUCUUCUCAUCACCAUCUUCCUCGUCCCCUGGCUCUACCGCCUCGUCAUCUGCGAUGACUGGGAGCUUCGCUGGUGGAACAUCUUCCAGGGUCCUCUCCUCCUUCGUCGCCCUCCUCCUCCCGCUCAGCCCGAAGGCGCUGCUGGUGGUAUUCAGGAUUUCUACGAGGGUCAUCUGACCCGUGAAGAGCUCGAUGGUCUUCGCCGUGCUGGUCGCACUGGAAGUGAUGAGUUCGAGCGCGCUCAAGAUCAGACCAGCAAUGAGGGCAAGGAGGCUACCACUGAGAACAAGAAGACCUCCGAGGGUACUCCCGACAUUGAGGAGCGCGUUGAGCCCAAGGCUCCUCGCAGCCUUGUCGGGCCCAAGCCUGAUGGAAAGUGGUUCAGCGGUGCUGUUCUCUUCUGGUAUCUCAAGAAGGCUUUCCUUUCUGGUGUUGACCAGGAUAUCAUCGCCAUGCAGAAGAAGAAGAGCAUGCUUACUGGUGACUUGGACGAGAUUCACGCUCACGUUGCUCACUACGACAACCGCGCUGAGUACCUCUACACCUUUAUGCAAGUCAUGACUGCCUGUACCGCUUCUUUCACUCAUGGUGCCAACGAUGUCGCCAACGCCAUUGGUCCUUAUGCCACUAUCUACCAGAUCUGGCGAACUGGUGGUCUUGAGGGUAGCAAGUCUUCUGUUCCUGUCUGGAUUCUCUGCUUCGGUGGUGCCGGUAUUGCUCUUGGUAUCUGGACUUAUGGAUACAAUAUCAUGCGCAACCUUGGUAACCGUCUCACUCUCCACUCUCCUUCUCGAGGUUUCUCCAUGGAGUUGGGUGCAGCCAUCACCAUCAUCCUCGCCACCCGUCUUAAGCUCCCCGUCUCUACAACUCAGUGCAUCACUGGUGCCACCGUUGGUGUUGGUCUCUGCUCUGGUACUUGGCGCUCUAUCAACUGGCGCAUGGUUGCCUGGAUCUACAUGGGCUGGAUCAUCACUCUCCCCGUUGCUGGUGUCAUCUCCGGCGUAAUCUGUGGUAUCAUCAUCAACGCCCCUCGCUGGGGUUACUCUGGUUAG
Molecule: messenger RNA, 1752 nt
Organism: Fusarium subglutinans
Lineage: Eukaryota; Fungi; Ascomycota; Sordariomycetes; Hypocreales; Nectriaceae
Product: phosphate-repressible phosphate permease
Exons: 4
Coding region: 1-1752 (583 amino acids)
Biological process (GO): phosphate ion transmembrane transport
Cellular component (GO): membrane
Molecular function (GO): protein binding
Source: RefSeq, a predicted model, not a curated record